AUGAUUGGUUUGUCUUGCACUUUUGUCAUUCUAUUUUCUGGAUUUUAUGAUUCAGUUUAUGUUCCUUUGUUCACCUCUUGCAAAUUCCAGUACUCAAAAGAUGGAAAUGUCACUACAUUGAUAUGGGGAGCAUCACCACAAUCACGAUCUGAUCGGCAGAAGGACCGAGUUGAGACAAAUCCUGAACAGUUGGCAGCUGCAUCAGCUCAAGCUGAUAUAUCCUUAAAACUUUGCAGAACAACACGAGUUAUUGGGUGGUACCAUUCACAUCUCCAUAUUACUGUUAUUCCUUCUCAUGUUGAUGUGCGGACUCAGGCAAUGUAUCAACUUCUAGAUUCUGGAUUUAUUGGGCUCAUAUUUUCUUGUUUUAGUGAAGAUACAAACAAGGUGGGAAGAAUACAAGUCAUUGCUUUUCAGUCAUUGCUUUAUCACCACUGAAUAGAAGCUCAGUUAUCGAUCUGGAGUCAUCUCUAAGCUCUUCUGAAAAUCCAUUGU
Gossypium arboreum is the source of this 495-nucleotide messenger RNA. RefSeq lists its product as uncharacterized. Gene Ontology annotation, biological process: double-strand break repair. The coding region runs from base 1 to 438 and encodes 145 amino acids. The record is from RefSeq and is a predicted model, not a curated record. NCBI's taxonomy places the organism in Eukaryota, Viridiplantae, Streptophyta, Magnoliopsida, Malvales, Malvaceae. The transcript is spliced from 4 exons. Gene Ontology annotation, cellular component: BRCA1-A complex; BRISC complex. Gene Ontology annotation, molecular function: polyubiquitin modification-dependent protein binding; metallopeptidase activity.